AUGGUCUCAAGAACCACUUCCCCUUUGUGGACCAAACACCUGUAUGUCAGCCUCUGGGACUUCGAGGCACGGACCGAUGAUGAAUUAAGUUUUAAGGCUGGAGACCUCUUCCAGGUCACUGAGAACAUGGAAGACUGGUGGCGGGCAAAGAAAAUAGAUACAUCAGGAAGGAUCCAAGGGGAAGGUUACGUCCCCUACAAUUAUUUAGCUGAGCAAGAGACAUUGGAAACCGAACCAUGGUACUAUGGGCAGAUAUCACGAACAGAAGCUUUACACAGGCUCCUAUCUGAAGAGAAUAGAACAGGUGCCUUUCUGGUCAGAACAAGUGAGAAGAAAGGAGCUGACUACGUCCUAUCAGUUCGGGAUGAUAGGAUUGUGAGACAUUACAAGAUAUGGCAGAGCGCAGAAGGAAAGUUCCAUAUGAAUGCUAUAGUCUCCUUUCCAGAUCUCAAUAGCCUGAUUGAAUAUCACAAAGCAAGGAACCUUUCCCAUGGCCUGAAACUCACCAAUCCCUGCUGGAAGCAUGAGCCUAAGCCACUUCCUCACUGGGAUGAUUGGGAAAGGCCCAAAGAAGAAUUUACACUCACUAGGAAACUUGGCUCUGGAUACUUUGGGGAAGUCUUUGAAGGAUACUGGAAAAAGCAAGUUAGAGUCGCAAUUAAAGUGAUUGCUAAAGCUGACUUGAUGCACCAGCAAAUGUUCUACUCUGAGAUCCAGGUGAUGAAGGAGCUGCGGCAUAGGCACAUUCUUGCUCUGUACGCCAUCUCAUCAGCUGGGGAUCCUGUCUACAUUAUCACCGAACUCAUGCCCAAAGGAAAUCUCCUUGAGUUUCUUCGCGACUCUGACGCAGCCAGUGUCCCAGUGUGUGAACUGGUGGACAUAGCAUCUCAGGUAGCUGAGGGGAUGAGCUAUCUGGAAUCUCAGAAUUAUAUUCAUCGGGACCUGGCUGCCAGGAACAUCCUUGUUGGAGAAAAUAACAUCUGCAAAGUGGGUGAUUUUGGACUGGCCAGGCUGAUCAAGGACGACAUCUACUUAUCUUACGCCCAAAACAUCCCCUACAAAUGGACAGCACCAGAAGCCAUCGCCUAUGGACGUUAUUCAAUUAAAUCUGACGUCUGGUCUUUUGGAAUUCUGCUUCAUGAGAUUUUCAGCAGGGGACAGAUGCCAUAUCCAGGAAUGUCCAACAGUGAAGUCCACCAAAAAGUUCUAUCUGGGUUUCGGAUGUUGUCCCCACCAAAAUGUCCACCCAUGAUCUAUGAGCUUAUGUGCAAGUGUUGGAACAUUAUUCCAGAAGAAAGGCCAACUUUCAAAUGCCUUAAAGAGAAACUCUUCUGUUUCACCAACUAUGAAAACCCGGGAUGAAAACGUGACUGGAAACCAUCUUUUGACAUUUUGUCAUUCUCCUCUUAAAGCCUUUGACUUGGUCAUUGGUGAAAUUCCCAGAUGGAAAUAUGGAAGGUAUAUGUAAGUAAGAGUGCCACUCGAAACUCAAAAUUUUAACUGUGACUGUUUGAUAGUGGAUGAUCUUCAAAGGUGCUCAUUGGCCAAAAAGAGUGGCUUUAUCAUUUAAUUUACAGAGAAUAUGAAAUUAAGAAAUGAGAAGAUACAGUGUAAAAUACUCCAGUGCUUUGGAUUUGUAUCACAGAGCCUAUUCACGGGCUCAUAGAAAACUCAGAAAAUGGAAAUGGAAAGGGAUGUAAUGGUUUAAGCCUUGU
Molecule: messenger RNA, 1715 nt
Organism: Tachyglossus aculeatus (Australian echidna)
Lineage: Eukaryota; Metazoa; Chordata; Mammalia; Monotremata; Tachyglossidae
Gene: PTK6
Product: protein tyrosine kinase 6
Exons: 8
Coding region: 1-1362 (453 amino acids)
Biological process (GO): protein phosphorylation; cell differentiation; innate immune response
Cellular component (GO): extrinsic component of cytoplasmic side of plasma membrane
Molecular function (GO): non-membrane spanning protein tyrosine kinase activity; signaling receptor binding; ATP binding
Source: RefSeq, a predicted model, not a curated record